This is a messenger RNA of Globicephala melas (long-finned pilot whale), 2596 nucleotides long. RefSeq names its product G protein-coupled receptor 31 (gene GPR31). The record is from RefSeq and is a predicted model, not a curated record. Gene Ontology annotation, molecular function: bioactive lipid receptor activity. Gene Ontology annotation, biological process: G protein-coupled receptor signaling pathway; negative regulation of inflammatory response. Gene Ontology annotation, cellular component: membrane. Lineage: Eukaryota; Metazoa; Chordata; Mammalia; Artiodactyla; Delphinidae.
ACUGCAAGAGGUUUUUUCCCUCUGCCCCAAUCCUCUUUCCACAGACAAAUUUUAGUUUGCCUUUGACUUUAUUCGAUGCUGGUCAGUGUGCUUUCUGUCCGUCUGCGGGAAAGAGAACGAACUCGGGCCUGCGUCCCUGUGCUCCGCUGCGUCAGGCUCGGCCGCGGCGGGGACUUGGCCACAUGCUGCCACCCAACUGCUCGGUGGCGCACAGCUACGCGGCGGAGGUGAGCACGGCCUUGCUGCUGCUGCUGGAGUGUAGCCUGGGCACGCUGGGCAACGCCGUGGCGCUCUGGACCUUCUUCUUCCGUCUGAAGGUGUGGAAGCCCUACGCCGUCUACUUGUUCAACCUGGUCCUAGCAGACCUCCUGCUGGCUGCCUGCCUGCCCUUUCACGCCGCCUUCUACCUGCGGCAGAAGACCUGGGGCUUGGGACGUGCGUCUUGCCAAGGGAUGCUCUUCCUGCGGUCCCUGUGCCGUGGGGCGGGUGUCGCCUUCCUCACCGCCGUGGCCCUGGACCGCUACCUCCGGGUGGUCCACUCGCGGCUCAAAGUCAACCUUCUGUCCGUGCGGGCGGCCUGGGGGAUCUCGGUCCUGGUCUGGCUCGUGACGGCAGCCCUCACUCACCAAAGCGUGUUCCUCUCUGAGGCCGAGUGCCCCAGUUCUGAGCCCAGGACGGAGUCCUCCUUCAGCCUCGUCUGGCAGGAAGCCCUCUCCUUCCUCCAGUUUACCCUCGCCUUCGGCCUCAUCCUGUUCUGCAGCGCCGGCGUCAUCAGGACUCUCCAGAAGCGGCUCCGGGACCCACACAAGCAGCCCAAGCUGCAGAGGGCCCAGGCGCUGGUGGCCACGGUCGGGGUGCUGUUCACGCUGUGCUUUCUGCCCAGCUUCCUGGCCCGCAUCCUGCUGGCCAUCUUCCGAGGGGCGCUCAGCUGCGGGGUCCUGAGCUCCAUGGUCCACGCCGCCGACGUGACCGGCAGCCUCACCUACCUGCAGGGCGUGCUGAACCCCGUGGUGUACUGCUUCUCGAACCCCGCCUUCAGACGCUCCUACCGCAAGCUCUUCUACACCCUCACCCUCAGGGCCCGAAAGCAGGAAGCAGAGGCUCCCGGCUGUGAGCUCAGAGAUUCUUACUCCUGAGGAUGGCCAGCUCCCCACCUCACAUCCACGACAGCUACCCGGGGGGCGCUGAGCAGUCAUGAUGCUAUUUUGUGUUGCAGAGCAGUUCAGCAAAAUGAGCGAGCAGAGCCUUUACACAAUUCCCAUGCAGGUUCAAUCACUAAAUGACUACGACACAGUCAUAGCUGGAAAAAGAUGCUGUGGUAGACCGGUGACGUGGAAGGUGGUGGACCGGUGACGCGGAAGGUGGUGGAAGGCGGCGUGGCAGACGCGGUCCUGACUCUGGUGUCGGCAAGUCACUUUAUCCUUCUAUGCUUGAAUGCAAAAAAUGCAAAAACUCUAUGCUCUUUUUCUACCUACUGCACAGACUUGUGGCAACUGACAUGGGGAAGUGGGGCUUUGGGUCUAAAAACAGGUUCCGCAGGGUGUAAGUCCUGAGCUCGGUUCUUCUUAGCUCACAACUGAUGGUAAACUUGAGCUUCACCUGCACAGGUUUUACACAUCACCUCCAAGACAACACAGUCAGUGCCCUCGUUUAUUAUAAGGAAUACUUGCCUACUAAACGUCUCAAAAUUGCUUCUAGUACUUUUUUUUAAGUUUGAAUGUCUGAAUACUUUUGGAACUCAAUCUGCUUCCCCUGCUCUAAAAAAAAUCACUGUACUUUAAGCCUCCUGGGAGAAACACACAGUAUGAGAUACCAAUUUGCAUGUGAAAUGGUGAUUUCCACCCAAUGGCAACUCCUGAGGACAGCAGCUAGGGACCAGCCCGGGUUCAAGGCCACUGCAGGGAGGGUGGGCGCAGCCCCUGGACACCAACAAGGGCUGCAUCUUUUCCUCUCACUCUUCUUAAAUUAUGUCCCGAAUUUGUAGCUCAUGCUGGUGACAAAGGAUUUAGAAAGUCCGCUUCCUGUCUGCCUUCUCUCUCACUCUCUGUUCAAGGCGGUUGUGCUCUCCCCCAAAGGGACUCAUGUAAUACAGGGUCCCAUGCAGCCCACACCAGGCAGCCUCACCUGGAGCUGCACCUGUACUGCCCCCAGGGAGAGACCUCUGCUUUUCCCAGGAGGUAGUCCUACGAUAGCUGUAAUAGUUAAGGUUAAAACUGCUGGCAUUAGGCAAUAGAAAAGGGCAAAUCCUCACCCUCUCCCGGAGCUGUUUGCCUCCCGGGUAGGUUCCUUUUACCAGAACCAGACUUGAAAUGCGGUGUGACCCCCACUAUUGUGCUUCUGAAGGAUGUAGACCCUGUUGACACCAGUAUAAUGUGCCCAGUGUCCCCAGGGGAGUGAGGGUCCCAUCAGCAGCAUUGUGCUAUUUUCUCGGGUUUUAUUUCCUCCUUAGUGAACAGAAUUUCAAAGGGCUUAGAAGGGAAACGUGACCAGAUGAGAUGCAAAGAGGUCGAAUAAAAUUCUCUGAUGGGAACAUUCUAGGCUGUGUUUCUUCCCUUUCAAAGAAAAGAAAUGUCUCCAUUUUUCUUCCUUUGAUCUU